This is a messenger RNA of Colletotrichum scovillei, 1554 nucleotides long. Its product is annotated as vegetative cell wall protein gp1. Gene Ontology annotation, molecular function: carbohydrate:proton symporter activity. Lineage: Eukaryota; Fungi; Ascomycota; Sordariomycetes; Glomerellales; Glomerellaceae. Gene Ontology annotation, cellular component: membrane. Bases 1 to 1554 code for a protein of 517 amino acids. The record is from RefSeq and is a predicted model, not a curated record. Gene Ontology annotation, biological process: transmembrane transport; carbohydrate transport. The transcript has 5 exons.
AUGUUCGCCCACCUUGCGUUGCGGCAGUCUUUCAACAGAUCUUUGACUUUAACGAUCCUGCUCAUUGCUGUCUCUCAAUUCAACUUUGGGUUUGACCAACAAGGCUUCAAUUCGACCCAAGCAAUGGACGCUUUCGAACGGCAAUUCGGCUGGUAUAAUGCCAAGACGAAAGCCUACUACCUCGAAAGUUGGUGGCUGUCUCUUUUUGCCGGCCUACCGUACAUUGGGUUUGGCAUCGGUAUCUUGAUCGGGAGCAUAGUCAGUAAACGCUACGGCCGGCGCAUGUGCAUGUUCUCAAUGAGCAUCUGGUCUUGCGUGGCUACAACAAUAAUCAUGACUUCCAGAAGCCGGGAUCAGAUUCUUGCUGCCAGGAUAUUGGCCUAUAUCUAUAUCGGCAUGGAGCUUGCCGUCGUACCCAUCUAUCAGUCGGAAAUAACUCCGCAACGAGCUCGUGGUUUUGUUGUCGGCACGUACCAACUGAGUCUUGCAACAGGCGGCUUGGUCGUUAAUGCCGUGGCCCGAGGUACCGGGAGCUUGAACUCGGCUGCGGCAUACUUGAUUCCGUACGGGCUCUUCUACAUCGUACCCGUGAUAGUCAUCGCGGGAAUCUGGUUCGUCCCAGAGUCUCCCCGUUGGCUUGCAAUGCAAGGUCGCAAUGACGAAGCACUGAUAGCUCUCACUCGUCUCCGUGAAGGCAGCUUCACUGAAGAGCAAAUAGGGACCGAGAUGUCUCAGAUACGCGCAGGUAUAGAUCACGAAGUUGAGAAAGGUUCUUUCAUGGACAUGUUCAGGGGCAAGCAAGUGACAAAGCGAACCAUGUCAGUCAUUGGUGUCAACUUCUUCCUGCAGGCUACUGGCUCUAUCUUUGCCUCUGUGUACGGCGCCAUUUUUGUGAAGCAGUUGGGGUUCAUCAACCCUUUCACCGUCACCAUGAUCACCUCCAGCAUUAACAUCGUCAUGUGUGUUUGCUCAAUGAUCCUAUUGGACAAGUUGGGACGGAGAAACGUCAUCUUCUUCGGCGGGUCGAUUCAGACGGCCGGUCUUUUCGCCAUGGGCGCUCUCGGACUCACAUCCAAUCCGAGCGUCUCCGUCAAGUCAGCCAUUGUCGCCAUGAUGAUUGUGAUGACUACGGGAUUCACUCUAGGAUGGGCACCAACAUCCCAUGUUCUCUCUGCCGAAAUUCCGAGCAUGCGUCUCCGCGACGUUACGUAUCGGACGGCCAGCGUCGUCAACAUUGCAAUGCAGUUCACCGUCGCUUUUACGCUACCGUAUCUGCUCAACGCCCCGUACGCAAAUCUGGGGUCCAAAGUUGGUCUGAUCUUCGGUACAAUAAGCUUUCUCUCUCUUGUGUUCGUCUACCUUUGCGUGCCGGAGUGUAAGGGCCGGACGCUUGAAGAGGUGGACAUGCUCUUUGAGCUGAAGAUCCCGAUGCGGAAGUUUCAGAGCACAGUUCUCGCGAUGGAUGCUCGUAACCAAGGUAUUAGUAAAAGAGAUGAGGAGACAAUCUCCGAGGUAGCUGUUACGUUGGGAACUAAAGUAAGCAGUCGAGGAUGA